GUUUUUUUUUUUUUUUUUUUUUUUUUUUUUUUUGGGUUUUUUCUAGAAAUGGUUCGACUGGUGCCGCUCGUUGCUCUGCUGCUCGUUCAGCUGCUGGCCGUGGCCGCGUCGGGCGUCGCUGCAGACAGUGACACGGCGCGCGUCGCAGUCAUGACAAUCACAUGGAAGCUCGCGUCGGGUGUCAGCAGCAACUACUCGCUCGCGCUCGAGGGCGUCUAUGGAACGUACGGACCCGAGAAGGCCAUCCCCGCAGUCCGACUGGUGCGCGGAAACCCCAUCAAUGGAUGCGCGGCGUUGCAGCCGCCGGCAGGCGCGACGUCUGGCUCGUGGGCGCCGCUCGUCCGACGAAGCGACGACGGCAACUGCUCGUUCUACGACAAGACGUACAAUGCGCAGCGAAACCAGGCCGCGGCCAUUCUGAUUAUGAACUACGAGGCAGACCGCAUUGUCGUGAUGGGCGGGCGCUUGAGCACCAGCAUCCCGUCGAUCGCCGUCAGCGGAAACGUCGGCAACCAGCUGCUCAACCUGCUCAGCGACCCUUCCGUGUCGGAGGUGACGAUGAGUGUCGAGCUCGGCGAGGAGCUCUCGCUCACGCUCGACAACAUUUUCUCCAAGCUCUUUUUCGAUGUGGCCAUCUUCUUUGUCGUAUUCUGCGCAGUCACCCUGUUUGUGUUUGGCGGCUACUACGUCCAGCGGCGACGCAUGCGCCGCGAGGCGGAGGCCUACCAAGAGUACAUGGAGUCGAUGGCUCGCCGAUACGUCCAGUCGUUGCCCACCAAGCCGUACGUCCGGCCGGCAGACAAGCCCCAAGGCGAAGAGGACGACUCGUGCGCUGUUUGCCUCGACGCCUUCGAGCCGGAGGUGGUUGUGCGCACCGUGCCCUGCGGCCAUUUCUUCCACGUUGACUGCAUCGACCCUUGGCUGAUUUCUCACCGUACCUGCCCUCUGUGCAAGGCCGAUAUCUGCCCUCCGGAAGCCGAGAUGCCGGAGCCUGGCUCUGUCCCGCCAGGCACAGUGGCUGUAGUGAUGGUUGACAUGUCCUCUGUCGACCCCAAUACCCGGCAUGAGCGCGUGCAAGCCAUUCGCCGCGCCCUUUCGAUGGACAGCAGCGAACCGCUCUCCACCGACAAUAGCUCAACAGCAAUUAUCUCGUCCUCUCGACGCGCUGUUUCUGCCAGCAUUUCUCGCGCUUCGUCCUCCGAUAGCCUUUCCUUGUCUUCCAGCGACAGCGACGCGCCAGAGGAUGCUCAUCUUAUGACUACGCCUCGGCAUGGACGUCGCAACUCGAGCUCUGCGUAAAAUGGGGUUUGGGUCCUGCAUGCCGUCUUUUUUUGUUCUCUUCUCUCCCCUACUCCCCUACUCCCCUCCCCCCCGAAACGUCAAGAAAGUAGCGGAGUAUUCCGUGCUCGAUUCAAUAUCCGUUGAUCGGACUCGAGUUGGCAGCUUGGUGGCUUGAUGUUUCUUUGUCUUGCCUCCCAGUCAAUGUUCUGCGGAUCUCUCUCUCUCUCUCUCUCUCUCUCUCUCUCUCUCUC
Capsaspora owczarzaki ATCC 30864 is the source of this 1532-nucleotide messenger RNA. RefSeq lists its product as hypothetical. Bases 49 to 1299 code for a protein of 416 amino acids. NCBI's taxonomy places the organism in Eukaryota, Filasterea, Ministeriida, Capsasporidae. The record is from RefSeq and is a predicted model, not a curated record. The transcript is spliced from 2 exons.